Messenger RNA from Exophiala dermatitidis NIH/UT8656, 1581 nucleotides. RefSeq names its product MFS transporter, SP family, sugar:H+ symporter. Gene Ontology annotation, molecular function: carbohydrate:proton symporter activity. The transcript has 8 exons. The record is from RefSeq and is a predicted model, not a curated record. The coding region runs from base 1 to 1581 and encodes 526 amino acids. Gene Ontology annotation, cellular component: membrane. Gene Ontology annotation, biological process: transmembrane transport; carbohydrate transport. NCBI's taxonomy places the organism in Eukaryota, Fungi, Ascomycota, Eurotiomycetes, Chaetothyriales, Herpotrichiellaceae.
AUGUCGUUCAUCAGGAGAAUCGUGCACAAUAGUGCCGUCAAGGUCGACCCGCCCGAGGUGUACAAUUGGCGAGUGUUUGCACUUGCGGCCGCAGCUUGUUUCGGGGGAACGCUUUUCGGAAUGGACAUAGGCAUCAUCGGCGGUGUGCUGACGCUUCCUGACUUCAAAGAUGAAUUUGGCCUCACGCACUUAAGCAAGAUCGGAGCGUCCAAUUUAUCCGCGAACUUGGUCUCCGUUAUGCAAGCUGGAGCCAUAGUCGGUGCUCUAGCUGCAAAUCCCUUGUCGGACUGGCAGGGCCGCCGACUCAGUAUCCUUGUCAUCUCGGUCUUUGCAUUCAUCGGCGGUCUUCUACAAGCACUCUCCUAUGGUAGCCUGGUUUGCUUUUACAUUGGACGCUUCGUGGAAGGGUUAGGGCUUGGAGGAGCCACCAUGCUUGCACCAACCUACGUGGCAGAGAACUCUCCACGUGGCAUUCGAGGGCUCCUGGUCGGCUUCUACCAGCUCUUCGAGACGAUGGGUGCAAUGGUCGCAUUCUUCAUCAACUACGGGAGUCUGCUUCACUUGAAGGGACAUGCAACAUGGAUGGUUCCGCUGUCAAUGCAGUCUCUCCCGCCUCUUCUCCUCUUCAUCUCCAUCCUGUUCUGUCCCGAAAGUCCCAGAUGGCUCGCUUCCAAGGAUAAUUGGGACAAAGCAUCCAGCGUUCUGUCUACGGUCCGCCAACUGCCUUCCACCCACCCUUACGUACAGGCGGAACUUCUUGAGAUGAAAACCCAACUCGAUGCCGAAAAGUCUCGACUUGCCGGAAACGGCUAUUGGGCUCUGACGAAAGAGGCGUGGACCAUUCCGGGAAAUCGACGGCGGUCGAUAAUGGUCAUUGGCCUCAUGAUUGCACAACAAAUGACCGGAACCAAUGCGAUCAAUUAUUAUGCUCCCACUAUCUUUACCGAUUUGGGCGUCACUGGGAACACCAACAGCCUUUUCGCAACCGGGGUCUAUGGAAUCGUCAAGAUGUGCUCUUGCGCCAUCUUCAUCGUUUUCCUCGCGGACACUCUUGGGCGGAAGCUGUCGCUGGUCUGGACGGGCCUGUUCAUGUGGUUCUGCAUGUUCUACCUGGGCUUCUAUGUCCGGUUCGAUCCACCAAAGACUGGGGCGGCGAUAUCGAGUGCCGGAUAUGCUGCUUUGGUCAUGGUCUAUCUCUUUGCUGCUGCCUUUCAAUUUGGCUGGGGACCGGUUUGUUGGAUGCUGUCCUCCGAGAUCUCCUCCCAGCGGCUCCGAGGAUUGACUGUUUCCUAUGCGGCUGCAACGCAAUGGGUAUUCAAUCUGGUGGUCGCAAGGGCGACCCCCGUCAUGUUGGAUACCGUGGGUGCCGGUGGUUACGGGACUUACUUCAUCUACGGAUCGUUCUGCUUCACCAUUGGUGUGGGAGCCUUCUUCCUCGUACCGGAAACGAAAGGGCUGACCCUCGAACGAAUGGAUGAACUCUUUGGCGUGACGAACUUUGGUGGUGUGGAGGAUAUAGGCGUGGCGGCACAGCAUGCCAAGGGAGACAUUGAAGCCAUUCAUGUUGAAGAGGCAAAAUGA